Molecule: messenger RNA, 2715 nt
Organism: Entamoeba invadens IP1
Lineage: Eukaryota; Evosea; Mastigamoebida; Endamoebidae
Exons: 2
Coding region: 1-2715 (904 amino acids)
Source: RefSeq, a predicted model, not a curated record
AUGAAUGUACGUUUUAGUAAUAACAAAUGGUUUUGGAACAACAUGGACAUGGGAUUUAUUAAAGCAGAAAGGGGAGACGAUAAUUAUUAUUAUUGUGUUAUUUGCGAAAAGUGGCUAACGCGUGGAGUAAAAAACAAUCACAAAUGCCACAACUCUACUGUCUUUGUGUACAAUAAAGAAGAGGCUUUAGAAUUUAUAAACCCCUCUAAUAAACAUCCAACACUUACAAUCAACAACAAAAUUAUCAAACGAGACGAUAUAUCACAAGAACUGCUUCAGAAAAGCGAUCCAAUUCACAGAGAUCGAGUCAAUCUUUCAAAUUUGCCAACGAACAAUUAUCUGGUGAACACCGAUUGUUUGACCAAUUUAAACACGUCAUCACAUAUCGAAAAUAUUCCAAUGUUACAAAUUACAAACACAACAUUGCGUCCACUCACUUUUCCACACACAGAAACUUUACUGUCAGACAAUCCAACAGUUUCAUCAUUCGGAAUUACAACUUCAGUAAGUGAUAUUGUACCAAUUAAUUUGAAUUACACGACUUCUGCGUUCAAAUAUAGUUCUUCUAUGUUUUCAAUUAUUCCAUCGGCAAUUGGUCUGCCUCAAAAUACACAUAAAAAUAUGAAUGACACAAUACAAAGAAACACACAACAUGAAGAAAUUUGUCAUCAGAUUACAUCAACAAGAGAAAUUCAUCUCCAAAAUCAAGAACAUUUCUCAAAUGCAAUUUCUUCACAAACACAAAAUUUAUUAAAUGAUUCCUCAACAGUUGAACACCAAAAUGAAAUGGAGCCUGAAGAUUUAACAUGUGAAGUGUCAGAACUUGAAAACUUUGUUGAGGAACUGUUCAAUUUCAACGACGGUGUUUUUGCGUUAUACACUGUAACUCCAUUUAGUGAUUACGAUGACGAGGAAAUUUCGAGACAGUUAAUUCAUUUUUGUAAAGCUCCAAUUGGAAUCGAUUUAAUUAAAUUUAAAGGAGCUUGUGACAUACUGUUUUCAGAUUCAUCAAAGGACGAAAAAGUUACAACACAACAACAACGAAAAAAAGUUUUGACUCAUAAACGUAAAGUUGUUCAAAACAUCAUAAAUCAUUUGACAACCAAAUACAAAUUUUCUGAUACGUGUUGUUCAAUUUUGAAACAAUCGUUAGUGAUUUCUUCAUCUCAAUUGACUCCAGAAGCAGUUGAUAUAUAUAAAAAACUCGCAGUUAGUUUUAGAAGUGCGCGUCGUCGACUGAAGAGUGAAAACAGUAUCACAUCGACACAACUUAUUAACGAUGUUAGAAAUUGUGUAUGUUUUGCCAUAGCAACUGAUACGUAUAAAAAGGAUGGUAUAACAUUUGUCGCAAUUUUUAUUCGUGUGUGCAUGAAAUUUGAUUUUUAUGAGUGUCCCCUUUUGUUGUCAGAGUAUUACGGAGAAAGUGAUGGUGAAUCAAUGUGUGAAUGGAUAUUCAAUGCACUUGCUUUCGAUAUCAAUAAAGAAGUGUUAUUCCCCAUUGCGCAAAUUUAUGGGCAGCACACAAGAUGGUGCAUCGGCAAAUAUGGGUGUGAUAACGGCAUGAUUAAACAUAUGCAAAUGAAACUAGUUCCUAUAAAAAAUCCAGAAGGUAAUAUAAUCGAAAGAAAGUUUUAUGGAGUACACUGCCCCGCUCAUAGAUGCAACUUGUUUGCACAAGAUGUAGGAAUGGAAGCACCAUUUGAUAUAGUGACAACAUUUAUUAAAUGCGAAUCUUUAAUUGAGCAAUUUGUCCAAGACGAAGAACAACAGGCAGAUGUAUUUGGUGAAAUGGUCGAAAAACAAAUUAAAGAAUUUGACGUUGAAAUGCAAGAUUAUAUCGAAAUAUUUUCUUUGAACAACUCCUAUAUACAUUUUAGUGUGUGUUUGUUCAAUGAUAUUUACACACUUGUAAACGAGUUGUGCAUUGAAUCACAAACACGGCUUUGUAUACUUCCAGACCUUAUAGAAACAACAAAAUGUUUUGGAGUUUACAUUGAUGUUAUAAUCAAAUCAGUCAAAGAAUCAAUUGAAAAUAAAACAGAACUUGACGAGUGUUAUUUCCCUAAAACUUCAAAGUGUAUAAAUAAUCCGUCAGUUGUACUUCAAGUUCUGAUGAAGCUAAGAUUUCAAUUCGAAUUGCGUUAUUUUAAUUGUGAUCAAACGAUUAAUGUUAACACAAAAACACAAAUUGAUUGUGAACAUUUUAUAAUAAGCGAAGCACUUGAAAAAGAAAUGAUAGAAAAACGAGAUUUGGAUUAUUUAUUUGAUAUUUUCUAUUGUCCAGAAACUAUCAUUAAGGAAGGUAAAUUCACAGCUGGUCCAGGUUAUGAAGAUAUUCAAAGAGAAAUAGAUUUAUUUGGCGUUGAAAUUGAACGAAUCCGUGUCCAACAAGGGUUGUCAAUCGAGAAAUUUUGCUGUGAUUUCAGAUCAAAACAUCAUCAGAGUGUAUUUGAACAAAAAAUAAGAGAAAGAACUGGAAUCAAAAGAAGAAUCAGUUUACGCGACUUUUUUCCUUUUAAGCGGGAAGAAUUCCCAAAGUUGUACGAAGUUGUGUGUUGCUGUAUUGCAAUAAUACCAAGUUCUGCGUGUAUUGAAAGGUACUUUUCAAAUGUCAAAUUUGCCCUAAGAGCCAAUUUAAAAAUUGAAACACUUUUUGCAAUGCUUCAGGAAGCACUUGGCAGUUAUCGAGAGAAGACUUCAAUUUCUUUAAAUUGA